AUGUACCGAUCGGUCUGUGUACAGCCGGGAAAUGAUGGCACACCGGGCAACACGAUCGGCGACGAGGACUGUCUCUAUUUGAACGUUUUUUGCCAAAAUGCGCAAAACUAUACUACGCUCUCGGCUGUGAUCGUGUUUAUUGAUGGAAAUCCACAGCUUUCGGCUGGAGGGUUGGGCCAACAGGAGGAAAAGGGUAUUGUCAGCAAUCUUGUCCAAAAAGGUGUCAUCGUGGUGACCAUCCAAUAUCGAUUGGGCCCACUCGGGUUUUAUGCGGCGCCUAGUGAUCUGCAAAUUACGUCAAAUGUCGGGAUGUUGGAUCAGGUAAAAGGUCUUCAAUGGGUCAACCGAAAUAUUGCUUCAUUUGGUGGUGAUCCCCAAAGGGUGAGUCUAGCCGGACAAGCCGGUGGAGCUUGUGCAGUUGCUGCUCACACCUACAGCCCAGCUUCGCAGGGCCUAUUCCAACAAGCUAUCCUCCAAAGUGGUUCCCUCGACAGUUGCUACAGCGCCGAUCGAAAUUAUAAUGGCGUUGACCCAACCGCAAUUGCUGCAAACAAUCAAUUACAAUACGAUCAGGGUCUAUCUUAUACACCAUUGAAUGGAAAUGGACCUCCGGCAGCCACGACACAACAACCAAUGAAUCAACAACAGCAGAAUCAAAAUCAAGCUCCGAUCACAAACCCUAGUGAACUUUUGGCUAAUCAGCUAUGCAACAUCUCCCCGGAACAAUGGCGAAGCGGACAAUUAAAUGGCCUCAAAGAAUGCCUACAAAACUAUACUGUAGAUGCUUUCACAAAAACUGAUGGGAUCCACACAGCUACCUGGAUGAUUGUUCGCGACAAUCUGUUUUUGAACGGUUCUCUAGGAGAUCUGGCAGCUAGGAGACCACCGAUUCCGCUGAUUAUUGGCACCGUACAAGAUGAAGAUGCGGAUUAUGCUUUUAAAUUGGUGAAUGCAGCAGCAAAAAAUAAUGGCACUGAAGCUGAUGCUUUUAAUAAUUGGUUCGUUGAUUUUGCAAAGAAGAAUAGGCUAAACGGGACGGCGAUGGAGAAUGCCAAAAAUAUUAUUGCUACCAACUAUAAUGUGACGCUACCAAGGGAUCCAACACAGACUACUACUCCGGCUAUGAUUUACGGACCGCCACAGGGGUCGGGAAAUAAUCAGCAAAAUAUGAACUAUCCUGCAAAUACCGCCACAUCGCAGCCAUUGAUGGAUGAUAACGGCAAAAUCAAUGCCAGUGCAAUGUUCCACACCCUUGCGGUAGUCACAAACGUCUCUUCUGAUGCGGGUACUGUAUCACAGGUGGUCACUGAGGUUGAUUCUUGGGUUCAGAAUGGUAAUCGCUACGUCCAUGUGUACCGCUUUGAGCACAGAUCGAAGUUAGGCUCGACAGCCGCUACUCAAAUGCUGAAGGGAUAUGAACCGAUCCAAAAGGGACAAGAUAAGCUGUUCUUAUUUAUGAAGGAGGAUGUAUGGACCAAGCAGAAGCCUACCACUGAUGAUCGAGCAAUGGCCGAUACGAUGGGGCAAAGAUGGACUGAUUUUGCUAAACAAGGAUCGGUCGAUGGCUGGAAUACCGUACAGCCGUUUCAACCCGUUCAGGGACAACAACAGACACCUUAUUGCUCCCUCACGAAUCAACCCCAAAUGCAGACGGGUUACGGUAAUCAGGCUCGACAGGUGUUCAACGACCAGGUGUACCCAUUAGCGCAGAAUCGACAAUAUGAUGCCUCAUCAAAUAGUCUUGGAAACCAGAUUAAUCGGCAGCUACAGGGAAAUCAACCGUUACAACCGCAAGUUCAUGUAUGGUAUUGGGAGAUUACUGUAUCAGUACCUCUAGGAUUAUGC
Mesorhabditis spiculigera is the source of this 1845-nucleotide messenger RNA. Lineage: Eukaryota; Metazoa; Nematoda; Chromadorea; Rhabditida; Rhabditidae. The record is from the annotation of a GenBank genome assembly.